AAUUAUCUACAUUUAACUAACUAUAUUUACUAUUUACAAAAUCAAAUGAACCAGCUCAUUUUCAAUCCUAUUUCCGCGUCACACCUAUAUAAAUAGCACACAACACACAAACUCUUUCAACUUCGUGAUGUGAAAAAAGCCCAAUUAAUAACAAAAUAUAUAUAUAUUUAUUAGCUAAUAGUCCAUUAAUGGCAGAGUUGCAAAGCUCUGAGGUGAUUAUGAAGGUCAUAAGGUUCCUAUCUUCUCUCCUCCAAAGAGUUGCAGAGACUAAUGACGUGUUUGGCUCGUAUGGUGCUCGAAAAAUCUCGAUUUUCCACGGUUUGACUCGGCCCACAAUCUCGAUAAAGAGCUAUCUCGAGAGGAUUUUCAAGUACGCGAAUUGUAGCCCGUCUUGUUAUGUCGUGGCCUACAUUUAUCUCGACAGGUUCGCGCGAAAACAGCCUUUGAUGCCGAUAAAUUCGUUCAAUGUGCAUCGGCUUCUCAUUGCUAGUGUUUUGAUUUCUGCAAAGUUUAUGGAUGACAUAUACUACAACAAUGCUUACUAUGCCAAAGUUGGAGGCAUAAGCACAGCAGAGAUGAACCUUCUAGAAGUAGAUUUCUUGUUCGGCCUGAGCUUCGAACUGAACGUGUCGACUGCCACAUUUCAUCACUAUUUUGGUUAUCUUCAAAGGGAGAUUCUCCUCGAGCUUCCUCCCAUUUAUGCAGUCCCAUCUACACCAAAACUAAAUCUUGGCGCGAAAGAUAAGCUCCAUUUUUGUGCCAACGAGGAAGGAUCUACCGCUCAUCAACAACAAUUAGCAGUUUAGCUUGUGGCUAGCGUGUUUUUUCGAUCCAUAGUUUUGAUAAUUGGUUUUUGGUAAAAACGACAUGAAAACUUUAGAAAAAAAAUAAAAUGAUUUUGUACUGACAGCAGACAGAUGGAAUUUUCUUUAGCCUAAGUUUUUGUUCAAGUUCAACUUGAUGAUUAAACGAGCAAUCAUUGUUUGAACUCAAAUGAGUUCAAAUGAGUAGGGCAGUUCAAUUCAUUUGCAA
Messenger RNA from Striga asiatica, 1032 nucleotides. The record is from the annotation of a GenBank genome assembly. Lineage: Eukaryota; Viridiplantae; Streptophyta; Magnoliopsida; Lamiales; Orobanchaceae.